AUGCCCGCGUCCAACACCUUCGGCCCACAACACCAUCAGAACGUAGGAACUGCUUCCCGAUUCCUGCCCCCCAUCUUCAGCACGGGCUACGGGCACCGCUCAUCUGACAAUAACGAAGAGAUAACCCUCGAGGAUGAGCGACUCUGGAACCUGCCCCACAGCGCCUGGCUUCACAAUCACGACGUCUCCCUCAUACGCCAAUUCAAGGGAGAUUUGCUCCCUCUCAGCCAGUUCUGGGACGCGUUCAACCUCUUUUGCUCGCAGAACAACAUCCAGCAUGCUCACCGCGCCACCAACUGGUUCUUCGACUAGAAGUGGCAUCUUGAUAUCAAGGAGAGAGAUACUCGCCAAGCGGAGCGGAAGAAGGAGCACGAGCAGCGGAUGGAGGAGACGGAGGGGCCAGUGGCAGGGCCCUCCCUACUAAGCCAACAAACACCAACUUUGGGGGAAGACCAAGUGGUCUGAAAGGGGGGAAGGGUCUGGAAGCUCAUGGGGAGAAUUGGAGAUAGGAGGGAGGGGGGAAGGAGGUGGUAUUUUGGGCUGCUAUUUGAGAGUUUAAGAGGGAUUGUUAGGUGGCAGAUGGAGUUGCGAUGAUUUUUCUUUUUUACACACACAAAACAACAAAACAAAAAAAAGGACUGCCAAGGAUGCGAAAGAACACGGGUCAGGGUGUUUGCUAGGGAAUCAGUUAGUUUGCGAUGGUUUUUUUCAGUUUCUUUUGCUUGUAAUCUUUAGACAGUGUUGCUUUCAGGAAAAAAGGAGGCUUGUUGGCUGGGCGUAUAGUCUUUCAUAAAAGGGGGCGGAAACAGAGGUUGGCUGGCGA
This is a messenger RNA of Podospora bellae-mahoneyi, 823 nucleotides long. RefSeq lists its product as uncharacterized. Bases 1 to 312 code for a protein of 103 amino acids. Lineage: Eukaryota; Fungi; Ascomycota; Sordariomycetes; Sordariales; Podosporaceae. The record is from RefSeq and is a predicted model, not a curated record. The transcript has 2 exons.